UCGCAAGUUCCGCGCCUGGUCACGCCCGUACCAUUACGCACGUACCACGCAGUCACGAGUUCACGGCACGUACGAUACGCCACGACACGUCACUCGCCAGUAGAGCGUGGUCACGCGACCCGGUCGGUCGUGUCCACGCCUCCCAAACGCGUUUCUCGCGCCGCCCGGUAUUGAUCUCUGAUCGUCUGAGCGACUGAUAGAGUGAAAGUGAUACGUUUUGUGUAAUUCUGAGAAGUUAUGAGGUUAAAAGGACAUUUUAAACCGCGACUUCUAUUGAGGUUCGACAGAUUCUUCUUCUUCGGCCAUUUUGAUCAGAAAAAGAUUGUUCGACAAUUGACAAAUACUUCUGCUUGGAUCAAAAAGGACAUUAAAACACAAUGGAAAUCCGCCAAAGCUCCAUCCUCCGUAUCAGCGACGAUAACACCAUGAAGCUGAUAGACUUGUACGAGAAGGAAGAGUGUCUCUGGAACGUCUCCUCCGAGUCGUACAAGAGCAGACUGGAGAGACACCUCGCCGCUAAGAGGAUAGCGGAGAAGCUCAAGAUCAAACACUUCACGUCGCGCUACGUCGUCAUCAAGUUCAGGAACCUGAGGAACUCCUACUGCCAGGAGCUGAAGAAGAUGGCUAACAGCGUGAGCGCGGGGGAGAACCCCCCCUACAGGCCCAAGGUGUUCUGGUUCAAGAAGAUGAACUCGUUCCUGCGACCCCACUUGCACCCGCAGUUACAGACGGGCGAUUUGCCUCCAGACGUGUCUGUAAAGAAAGAACCAAUCGAAAAGGACCUUCCAGUAAAGCUAUCAAAUCCAGAGGACGUUUUUGUUGAAGAGUCGAAUUACUACAGCGAAAGUGAAGGGUCCGAAGAAGACGCACUGCUAACUAAACGUUCGCGACACUCGUCAACUGCUUCCAAGAGACCUGAAAACCCGAUAGAGGAAUCCCAAGAAGACCCCAAUGACCUGACGCGGAUGAUGAAGGAUAUAUCGUCGCAUCUUCACGUGAUGACAAAUCAGAGGAUGGACAGCUUUGACAGCUUCGGGACAUAUGUGGCCGCCAUGUUGAGGAGUAUGCCUGUACAGAGGGCCUUGGAGGUGCAGCCGCGGAUUGUGGAAAUGCUUGUGUCAGCGACGAUGGGCAAAUGUGAACCGAAAGAAGUUACGGCCCGGCAUCUAGAUCCACUAUCCUAUACUAAUUUUAACGCUUAAAAUUCGUAUGAAUUGUAUGGAUGUUCACUCUUUCAGACUUACUCUUUUCUGAUUUGACAGAAAUUUUAUAAUGGAUUAAUUGGAUUAACACAUACUCGUACGUCCGAAAUUUCUCAGUGCGGAUACCUACGGAUCCGAGACUUGGUCGCUGACUAUGGGCCUUAUUAAAAGGUUCAAAGUCACUCAGCGGACGACAGAGCGAGCUAUGCUUGGAGUUUCUCUGCGUGAUCAACUCAGAAAUGAGGAGAUCCGCAUACGAACCAAAGUAACUGACAUAGCUCAGCGAGUCGCAAAGCUGAAGUGGCAAUGGGCGGGGCACAUAGUUCGAAAAGCCGAUGGACGUUGGGGUCCCAUGGUGCUAGCAUUUCUUACUACAAUAUUGACCCCACACCGGAAAGCGCAGUGUUGAUCGACCCCCCACUAAGCGGAACGAGGAUAUCAAACGGGUUGCAGGGAGCCGCUGGAUGCUGGCGGCUCGGGACCGUUGUGCUUGGAGGUCCAUGCAGGAGGCCUAUGUCCAGCAGUGGACAAUCGGCUGAUAAGGUAUACUCGUAAGCUACUUUUAUCCUGGAAAAAUCCUUGGUUCUCGGGAGAUAAGUUAACACUAGUGUUCUAGUCUUAAGCCUGUAUGACACGAUUUACAGAAUAAAUCGAUUCACGGAUUUCAUCUUGUAAUGUAAGUAGUUAGGUAGUAACUCCUAAGGUGAUAAUAUAAUAUUAAUUAAUAUAA
Molecule: messenger RNA, 1932 nt
Organism: Bicyclus anynana (squinting bush brown)
Lineage: Eukaryota; Metazoa; Arthropoda; Insecta; Lepidoptera; Nymphalidae
Exons: 3
Coding region: 378-1202 (274 amino acids)
Source: RefSeq, a predicted model, not a curated record